Messenger RNA from Pristis pectinata (smalltooth sawfish), 3975 nucleotides. RefSeq names its product sphingosine 1-phosphate receptor 1-like. The coding region runs from base 473 to 1597 and encodes 374 amino acids. Gene Ontology annotation, molecular function: sphingosine-1-phosphate receptor activity. Gene Ontology annotation, cellular component: membrane. The transcript is spliced from 2 exons. Gene Ontology annotation, biological process: G protein-coupled receptor signaling pathway. NCBI's taxonomy places the organism in Eukaryota, Metazoa, Chordata, Chondrichthyes, Rhinopristiformes, Pristidae. The record is from RefSeq and is a predicted model, not a curated record.
GGCGCAAUAGUUAAAUCUCAAGAGGGCAACUGAGAGAGAGUAAGUUGCUGUUCGCCGAGCGUUCUAUCAUUGCCGUAACGAACAGCAAUUUCCAUCUUUCACGAUCUAUGAUCUAGUGAAUUUGGAUCCUGAGACUGUUGAUGACCGUCGGAUCCUCGUACACCCCUAAGCCUGUGUCAACUACAACAUCCGUUCAGAGCAGUGGCGUCGGUCUGCAGACCCUCGGCUGAUUGCGAAGCCUCGAGUUUUCAGCCUUAACCCGACCUUCUGACUCACGAGUCUCUAUUCCUGCAAAUCUCAUCACUUCAUUGAUUGCGAACUGUGGUAUCAACCGGCUCGGAGCAGCUGCGCCUCAGGAGUAGUAACUGUUGACCUCGUGCAUUGAUUUCUCGCCGAUACACACUGAGGGUCAAAUUGGAGCCGAAGACUAAUAAAAGAUAGCGGUGAACAUCGGUCACAAGGACCGGGAAGAAUGGAUGUGGGAGUCAGUGAAAGAGUGAUUCCGCGCUUCUGGGAAUAUUACAACAAUGAGACGGUGGGCUUGCAUUAUAACUACACCGGGAAGCUGACCCCGGGCAGGUACAAGGCCGGUCUGAGGGUUCAUGCUAUCAUAUUUCUGAUAGUUAGUGUGCUUAUAAUAUUGGAGAAUCUGCUGGUCCUCUUAGCCAUCCGGAAGAACAGUAAAUUCCACACGCCCAUGUUUUACUUGCUGGCCAACCUGACUCUGUCCGACCUAUUGGCAGGAGUGGCCUAUGUGGUCAACAUCCUGCUCUCCGGUGCCAACACCCUGAAGCUGACACCAUUGCUGUGGUUCCUGAGAGAAGGUGGCGUUUUUAUUACCCUCACGGCGUCGGUCUUCAGCCUACUAGCCAUCGCCGUGGAGAGGCACGUUACGAUGAUGAAGAUGCAGUUGUACAAUGCGGACAAGAAGUGGCGUACGCGGCUGUUUGUGGGAGCGGACUGGAUCUUUUCGGUGUUCCUCGGGAGCCUCCCGAUCCUGGGCUGGAACUGCAUCGGAAACCUGCCUUUUUGCUCAACAAUGCUGCCACUGUACUCUAAAUACUACAUCCUAGUGUGCAUUGUGAUCUUUAUUGUUGUCUUGAUUGCCAUAGUGAUAUUGUACAUUCGCAUUUACCUUAAAGUUAAGAGUAACAGCCUCGACAUGGGCACUUCGGGAAGUACUGAAUCCAAGAAGUGCAAAAAAUCCCAGGCAUUGCUGAAGACCCUCACCAUCGUGGUGGUCACUUUCAUCGUCUGCUGGUUGCCGCUCUUCAUCGUGUUGCUACUGGACGUUUCCUUUACAGUGAGAAGCUCUACGAUUGUUAGUUUGGCCGAUUAUUUCCUAGGACUGGCCAUGUCCAAUUCCGCAUUGAAUCCUAUAAUUUACACUCUAACCAACAGAGACAUGCGCCUGGCGAUUGUGCGCCUAGUGUGCCUGACCAAAGUAGGGGAGCAGCCUCGCUGCUGUGGGGCGCUGAUUGCCGAAUGCAGCAGCACCCAGUACGGCAGGUCAUCACUGCACGGAAACGAGCUUCUCCACACCAACCUAUCAUCCGGUAACGGACCACAGUCUCCCACUAGAACCUCGCUGGCCUGAUAAUAACAGCCGCGGUGACCAAGAUAGCACCGACCUCCGAUGAGCACGGUCUCCUCCACCGUCAGGGAGAUGACCUCGAGGCCCAAAUGCAAAAUUGCACUGGUCACAAUGAAGUGAACGGACGAGGUUAAACACUUGUAGGAGCACUUCUCGGGAAUCUCAUUUGAGAACUGGUUUGAGAUAUCGCGGAACGUGCGUCUGUACCUUCUUAGAAUAAAAAUGGUUCUAAGGUAUAAUGAAUCUAAUAGUAGAGGGCAACAUGGACCAAAGCUGAGUCUCAAUCUCUUUCAACGUAUAUAAAUGACUUGGAUGAAGGCAGGAAAGAUAAUGGUUGCUAAUUUUGCUGAUGUCCCGAUGCUGAGUAUGAAAGUAACUUGUGAAGAGGGCAUGAGGAGGCUACCAAAGGACACGGAAAAGUUCAGUGAGUGGUAAAUGGAGUAUAAUGUGGGCGAAAAUGAAAUUGUGAAUUUGGCAGGAAAAACAUUAUCUAAAUGGUGAGUGGCUAAGAUGCUGAGGGAACUUGGUAUCCCUUCAGUAUAAUUCCCAAAAGGCUAGCAGCAGGUACUGCAAGUAAUUAGUAAUUCAUAGUUUAUUGCAGGGGAAUUAAAUACAAAAGUUACACUUCACUUCUGUAUUUAUUUAUUGGUGAGAACAUCUGCAGUAGAAUGGCUCUCCAUAUGUACACAAGGAAGUUAAUAUGUUGAAAGCAGUUCAGAGAAAGCUUUCCAGACUAAUACCUGGAACAAGCAGGUUGGUAUCCUGUGAGGAAAGGUUAGACAGGCUAAACUUCUGAGGUUUGAAAGAGCAGGAGGGGACUUGAUUGAAAUGAGAUCCUGAAGGGUAUGGAGGAUGUAGAAAAGAUACUUGCUGUUGUGAGAUAAUCUAGAAUUAGGUGUCACUGUUUAAAAGUAAAGGGUCACCAACUUGAGACACAAAUGUGGUAUGUUUCCUACUGUGCCCCACCCCCUGAUUGUCUUUGGAACUAUUUCUCAAAGGACAAUGGAAGCAGUUUUUUUUAAAUAUUAGUAAGGCAGAUGGAUAGAUUCUUAAGCAAGGAGGUGAAGACAAUGUGGAGUUGUGGCUAUAACUGGAUGUGUUAUGAUCUUAUUAAAUGGUGAUGCAUGCUUGAGGGGCCAAGUAGCCUGUUAAUGCUCUCAAUUUGUGUGUUCUUGUGUCAAAGUACAAUCACCUUUUAAAGGUAACAUCAGCACAAAGACUGGCAGUGUACCUGUACAACCCAAAUUGCAAAUGGGCCCAUGAAUUGGAAGCAGCAUAACCAGGCACAGCAAUCUAGUUUAUGCUAUUUUACUUCGUGCAGGAAGCUAUGCAAUUCUACCCUCAUUUUGCAAUGGACAAGUUGCUCAACUAGUAUCAUAAAUGCUGAAUGCUUAUAUUGAAAUAGUUCUUCAUUUUUCUGUCCUCCAACAUGUCAAGAUUUUGGUUCAUUCACACAGUACUUUGGGAAACAAACUUCUAUGCAGCAUCAUUAGCUGCUGAGUAAAUGCACUAAACCUUGGCUUGCCCAUAAGACAACAGCAUAUACUUUAAGCUCAGCUCUACAGAAUAGGCCAAUUUGCAGCAGGGGUUCAUGGCUAGCAGUCAAGCUGCCCAUGCUUCCCUGUGGCAAAUUGUAGGCCCCAUCCUCCCUCUUUAUCUUAACUCACCAGCUAUUGACUAAGUUCCUCCUAUGAGAGGGAGGCACAGAGCUAAUACUGACUGUAAGGACUGAACAAUUCACUUUCCUGCACUAGGAACUUUGCAAUAAAGAGACAAUAUUCUCAGAGAUGCAUUGUUGCAGAGUCAAUGACUACUGCAAAUCUGAAAGCAAGAAUAAAGUGUUAAAUAACAUUUACAAUUGUGGUUAUGUGUCUGUUGUCUGAUCUGGCAGCACUUUAACUUCCCAAUCAUUCCUCAUGGCACUUGAGGUUAUUGAGUGGCAUAAGUAGAAUUCAUCCAUUCAGAUUACUGUUUGUAUGGAGAAGAUACUUUCACUAUUGCACUGCAGUUUCUCAUCCUUAUAUGGAAUUGAUAGCCGCUUUCAGAUACAAGGCGGUAAAUUCUGCUUUGGCUCAGGCUAUGACACUGCCUUGGGAGGAAUCAAUGUUUCAGAUCAUUCUAGACUAUGAAAUACCCAAAUAUUUUUAAGUAAAUUUAUUAUAACUGCUAUUUCAACUGUGAUAAUUGUGAAUUGACUAACUUAAAUGCUUUGCAAUUUUGAAUAAAAUUUCAUUGAUCAACAGUUGCAUGUUUAUCUUAACAUUUUACAAGAAAGUAAAUCACAAAAGGGGUUGCAAAGCUUGCAGAAUGUAGGUUGGCAUAGAAUGUCAUCCAGCAGUGCUCUCUGCAGAGGUCAGCCAUUUUCUACAUGAGGAUUUUUU